This is a messenger RNA of Morone saxatilis (striped sea-bass), 571 nucleotides long. RefSeq names its product NADH:ubiquinone oxidoreductase subunit A12 (gene ndufa12). Lineage: Eukaryota; Metazoa; Chordata; Actinopteri; Moronidae. Bases 49 to 492 code for a protein of 147 amino acids. Gene Ontology annotation, cellular component: membrane. The record is from RefSeq and is a predicted model, not a curated record. The transcript has 4 exons. Gene Ontology annotation, biological process: response to oxidative stress; mitochondrial respiratory chain complex I assembly.
CCGGUUUUAACGCGGCACGGUGCCUCUCUGUAAACCUUCCGUCGCAAGAUGGCAGAGUAUGUGAACGUUGCUCGAAGGGCUUUAGGACAAAUACGAGGUCACGGUGGAUUACGAGGUCUUCUUGUUCAGUUUUUCAGGGUGAACGAUGUGAAGACAGGAAACCUUAUUGGCGUGGAUAAAUAUGGAAACAAAUACUUUGAAGACAAAAAGCACUACUUCUUCGGGCGUCACCGCUGGGUGAUCUACACCACAGAGAUGAACGGAAAGAACACCAUGUGGGAGGUGGACGGCAGCAUGGUUCCAGCUGAAUGGCAUCGCUGGCUGCACUGUAUGACAGACGACCCCCCCACCACGCAUCCACCAGAGCCCAAGAAGUUCCUGGCUGAGGUCCACCAGUUCAACGUGAGCGGCAGCUCGGACCAGUACGUGCCCUAUUCCACCACCAGCAAGAAGAUCCACGAGUGGGUUCCCCCCAAAGCCGGAGCUCAGUGAACUCUGACCUGAAUAUUUGUAAAUUAUGGUGUCCUGCCACUGCUUCCAAUGUGUCCUGAAUAAAAGCUCUAUACAAACA